CUUUCUAAUUACGUAUUUUCACAGUCUAUACUUCAACAAAACUGAGACUUUCUUCGGUUGAAAAAUUAUCGAGACGUAAAUGGAGCCUAAUGGAAAUGGAGCCACAAGACGACUUUUGCCGUUUUUGCAAGCAGAAUAUGAGAAUGGUUGGUUUGCACAAAUACUCAGUCAACAUUUUCGAUAGAUUUGGGAAACCAAGUAUAUCAGAAAGACUUUUUCAUGUUGGCGUGACGGUAGUCAACAGACCAGUGUCGAAUAGGAUUUGUCGGCGGUGUGCCACCUUUUUAACAAGACUGGAACGAGAUUUGCCUGUGUAUAGGAGGUGGAUAGAGGAUGAGAAACACGAUGAAGCCUCAUCAAGUCGUUCUGAUAAAAGAGACCGCGAGCCCACUCCAUCCAAAACACCAAAAGCUCUGAUAAAGUUGUGCCACAACCCUGCAAGUCCUGGUAGAGCUAAUGUUCGAAGGAAUAUUACGGAGGGGAUAAGAGCGGAGGAAGGAUCAAUCCUGAUUAUGCAAGACCCAAGUGUGAAAUCAGAGCCUGAUGAUAUUGUGAUAUCCGACACUGCAUUAUUGACCCCACCAGCGACUACGGAAUAUGUCAAAGCAGAAUGUGCUUCAGAAUUAGGGCUCAAUGAGGGAGGAUCAAUCCCGACUGUGCAAGACCCAAGUGUGAAACCCAAACCUGGCACCGCUGACUGUUCCUGUCGAAUUUUGCCUCCUGUAAGACACGUAGCCUCCCAGACUGACCCCCCAAAGAUAAAAUCAGUCGGCACACAGCUAUCUAUGCAAACUCUGCAGAAUCCCAUUCGAAGUAAAGCUAUCCAGGUGAAGAUUCCCAGCAGAGAUUGCGGUGUGUGCACCGACACCUUCCCCUUGGACAGUCCACUACUGCUCCUACAACCAACAUUAGUAAAGAGACCAUCCAAGAGACCUCGACUCAGCCUUACAGACGAGGAGGAAGACCCUUCAGAACCCAGAUCGUCUGUGGCCGUUCAUGAACCAGAGGACUCAACAUGACUCUGUGGACUCAGUCACUGUCGUGGAUUAGCGGUCUCUUUUCACCUUCUCAUGGAGAGGAGUUGGUGGAUGACAGAUUAGUGAAUGGGACAAUAAAGACUGCUGAGAACUUGAGGAAGGCACCAAGCCCUCAGCUGCUCCGUUGGAACUACUAACUUUAGGCAACUUAUUCUCCUGUUUGGUCACUGCUUUAACCCUCUGAGGUCUAAGGGCAUUUUCACAUAUCUUCUUAAAUUGACUUUUUUUAGUGUCUUUGCAUUAAACUGAUCCCCAUGUGUUUCAUAUCAAAAUGUUCAGAAUGAACUCAGCUUUCCGUAUAGUGAUCCCCACAUUUUUUUCUAGAGCAAUGUGUAAAGAGAUAAUUUGGCCCUAAAGCUGAAAGUUUGAUGUUGGCUUUUUGAAAGUCCUCAAAUCUCUUUGAAUAAAAAAAAAUCUUAAAGAAAAGAAGUUGGUUCAUAUAAAGUAUGUAAAGCUGGACCCUUUUGUAUGGGUUUCAUUACUCAACUAGCUAUGUAAAGAGGUGACUUUCUUUGUGUGUGAAUUUGAAAAUCUUGGAAUGGCUUAAUGGAAAAAAUACAUAAUCACUUUUCUCAGUAAGUCUCCUAUUGUCCUGAAAACCUAAGAGACAAAUUAGUGGACAAAUGUCUUACUUGCCAGGUGCAGCGCAAGACAUUGUCCACAAGAUGGUGCACUAUGCUGAUAAAUUAAGUAUAAACUCCACACAAGGACUGGAUAAUACAGCAUGUGCUGGCUGACAGCCAGCUGCUUUUUUGUUGUGUACUGCAUUCAAAUGGCAAUCACUUGUAAUGCAGAGAACAAGACAUGAUUCAGAGUCGCACUAAUUAUUUAUGUUUUUGUUUGUACUGACCUGAUUAACGUUCUCAGGAGGUUGAAAACCUUCAGGUUUCUGCAGACUGGAUCACAUAUACUGUAAAGCUGGAACAAAUCAGACAAACGGCAUAUAUAGACAAAGAAAAAAAAAAUUCUAGCUUCUCAAAUGUGAAUACUUUUUUGUUUUCUUUGUCAGUGAACGGACUUGUUGGAUAAAACAAGAAAAGAUGUAACCAUGGUGGGCUCUGGCCAUUUCUUAUUUGACAACAUUCUGUAGACUGAACGAAUGAGCCACCAAGAGCACAAUUCACUGUCACAUACUUUCUUCACUCUCUAUGCCAUUUUCACUUGAGCGCUCUCAAGCAAAGAGAUGAAUAAUAGGUAUACGUUCAUUUUAUAUACUUCAGCUAUCAUGUACAAAUCAAGGGACAUGAAACAAGUAACGCUACAUUACCACUUUUUUGGUGGGACAUAAGACUGAUUUUUGAAUUCAAAAAAUUCAUUCA
Molecule: messenger RNA, 2356 nt
Organism: Sander lucioperca (pikeperch)
Lineage: Eukaryota; Metazoa; Chordata; Actinopteri; Perciformes; Percidae
Exons: 5
Coding region: 90-1019 (309 amino acids)
Source: RefSeq, a predicted model, not a curated record